AUGGCAGAAAACAUCGAAGAAGAAGUUACAGACCGAGUUAAUCCGUUUUCGUUUCAAGUAUUUGUGAAAAAAAAACCUUCUGAUGGAGAAGAACAACAGGAUAAGAAAGGAAAGAAAAAGAAAGACAAAGGUGCAUCUGUAUCCAAUGAUUUUAUAGAUAUUUUUAGUGGAGAUCUACCAUUGAGUGUUGAAAGAGGGCGGAAGUCACAAAAACAAAAGGAUUCACCAAGUGCAGCAGAUGACGAAAGCAAAACCCAACCCGCUGCUGUGCAAAAUCAACCUCCUACUUCAAAAGAUGUUCCGCGCGCUGAGCCAGUCUUAUUAAAAACUGCCGUAGCACCUAUUUCCGUGAAUACAGACAUAUUAAACGCGACUAUACUAUUUGAUGAAGGCGCAACCCAGUCAUUUGUCACCCGAGAAACAGCUGAGAAACUGAAUAUGAAACCCGUCGCUUCAGAGAUGAUACAACUUGCUAUGUUUGGAGACACUGACUCGAAUGUCAGAUCAUUUGAUGUGGGAACUUUUCAAAUCCAAACACUCAUUAGCGCUCUAACAGUUCCUGAAAUAUGUGCGCCUCUGUUGAAUCUGAUAACACACUCGCUCGUAAACUUGCCUCACUUACGUGGACUGAAACUAGCGCACCCGGUCCCCAAAGCUGAUUCAUUCCAAAUUUCUGUGUUAAUUGGAGCUGAUUAUUAUUGGGAUUUUAUCGAAGACCACGUCAUCAGAGGACCGGGACCUACAGCUGUUUGGUCUAAGUUUGGAUAUUUGCUUUUGGGACCAUCUGGUAAGAAAAGUUCAAAUAUCAAUACUACUAUUUUGCAUAUUGCUACAACUACAUGA
This is a messenger RNA of Saccoglossus kowalevskii, 843 nucleotides long. RefSeq lists its product as uncharacterized. Lineage: Eukaryota; Metazoa; Hemichordata; Enteropneusta; Harrimaniidae. The record is from RefSeq and is a predicted model, not a curated record.